Molecule: messenger RNA, 711 nt
Organism: Aspergillus vadensis CBS 113365
Lineage: Eukaryota; Fungi; Ascomycota; Eurotiomycetes; Eurotiales; Aspergillaceae
Exons: 1
Coding region: 195-581 (128 amino acids)
Source: RefSeq, a predicted model, not a curated record
GUACCUGGUUCUCACAAAUACGAAACCACUUGUGGUUAGUAGUUGAACAGAUGUGAUCACUUUUGUUCUCUGUUCAUAUGCAUAUUAUGUAUCUUUAUUGCUGGAAUGUGGUAGAGAGUCCUUCCUGUCUAUGGUUGAUGUCUUCGAUGGGUUGCAGGUGGUUAGUGAGUAGGUACCAAUUCUUUAUUUGGUAGAUGGAAUCUAAUGAAAUUGAUACCCAUGUACUGCCUGUGCAUGAGCUGGUAGGUAGCUAUGGUUUUAAGGUUGUGGUAGCAUACUUGGUGUUUGUUUAUGGAACUACUAAAUGGAGUUGGGCGGGAAAUGUGAUAAUCCAAUAUGUAUUGAGAGAUAUUCUGGGAUGUAACAUGUCGUACACUACUUUAAUGGAAUUUCAUCUGCUGUAUGUUGGAUCAUCAUAUGUCUCAUUGGGUCAUAAGGAGUCAACGCUACCUCGCGUGGUGAUAUCUGGGGGUAAAAGAAAAAUAAAAUGCAGGAAAUUAAAGCCGUCAUGGACAGCCAGCCCAUCGAGAAACGCCCCCAGGCAGAACCCAAAACCAAACAUGAACUACGCCAAAACAUGAUCCGGAGAUUCCGGCUUCCUCCAGGCACAUACAACCCCACGGAAGAUGGGAAAAAGAAAAUAGAAAAUCCCUCCUUUAACCCCUUUUAUCGUCGACCAGCAGCCAGCAACAUCAAUUGGUGAAAGCUCAG